Messenger RNA from Botrytis deweyae, 2967 nucleotides. RefSeq lists its product as uncharacterized. The transcript is spliced from 11 exons. Bases 1 to 2967 code for a protein of 988 amino acids. Lineage: Eukaryota; Fungi; Ascomycota; Leotiomycetes; Helotiales; Sclerotiniaceae. The record is from RefSeq and is a predicted model, not a curated record.
AUGUUUCUUCAAUUCGCUAUGUUCUCUUCAUUUAAGCUUCUCUUCACGUGCCUCGUCACUCUAAAGACAAUCGCUGCACACCCUGCUAUUGAUCGACAUAGUAACGAUGAAAAUAACAGAGGCACGUUUCAUAAUCCUGCUAACCAUGUUAGACCAAAGUUCAGAUACUGGCUUCCGGAUGCAAGCAUAGAUCCCGCUGGUAUCGCUGCUGACAUCAAGGACAUUGGUUCCAUUGGAGCUGGAGGCAUUGAACUGUGCAACUAUUACCUGUACGGUGGACAAAUUGGGAAACCGGCAAGUGAUUGGAGCACUUACGGUUUCGGCACACCAGCUUACAACAAGGUUCUGAAUGCUGCUGCUCAAGCAACAAAAGACAAUGGUUUGGUUAUCGAUCUCGCGCUGGGACCGGAGUCUGGACAAGGAGUGCCAGCGGAAUGGAACAACCCCGGACUCGCGUAUGAUCUUAUAUCGCACAACAUCAAGGUAUCUGCAGGUGAUAAAUACGAAGGUAAGAUCCCGGGCUACGGCAACGGAACAUUGCUUUCAGUCACGACCGCUGCUAUUCUUCAGUCAGAAAACUACAGCACACCCAAUUUAGCGGCAGGCUUGAUUCCUAAUGAAUUCAUAAACUGGACCGUUUGGAAUAUCUCUGGAGACAGCCUAAGCGACGUAACCAGUGGAGUGCGUCCUGACGGUACGAUCUCCCUUGAAUUCCCGCAACACCAGACUGCAAAGGAAUACUUUCUAUGGGCAUCUUAUUUCAGGCUCUCUUCAGACCGGGCAGCUAUACCCGGCUCUAAUCCACAAAAUUUUCUCCAAAAUGGAUCAUUCGCCGUCGAUCAUUUUUCAACCCGUGGAGCCAAGGUAACGACAGACUUUCUGGAGAAGUACGUCCUAAUAAACGGUGUGAAGGAGCUUUUUCAGCAGGUUGGAAAGUAUAGUACGUUCAAUGAAGCUCUUCUCAAUCAGAUUUAUCCUGAUCUUUACAUUGUAGUAUGGGAGGAUAGCGUGGAGAUAAAAAGCCGUCUCUAUUGGACUCCAAUUCUGGCCAACACGUUCAGAGAAAUGCACGGAUACGACAUAGGAAAAUAUGCAAUGCUUCUGGCAAAUGAUAAUGGCCUAGGCUUUUCGACAGAAUAUCCAGACAGAGUGUACACGGAUGCUCCAGAUCGUGGUCAAGGCUAUUUGUCCGACUAUAGAGCUACAAUGACAGCUUUGCUUUCGCUCUAUUAUGAACACCUUUUCUCGGCGCAGACGGGAUAUAACCUCCCUGUGGAUAUGCUUGAAGUCAUUCCAGUCGUGAGCACACCCGAAGAUGAGUCGCUCGCCUUCGGAUCCUCCAUUGACAACUACAGGCAGUUCGUUGGGCCUGCAAAUUUAGCAGGUAAAAACAUUGUUUCAAACGAAAUGGGAGCAAUAUCUCGUUCGGCUUACCAGCAGCAACUUCCAGACUUAUUGACCUUGGUCAAGCAAGCUUACAGCGCUGGAAAUAACCAGAUGGUAAUACAUGGUGCAACAUACUCAUAUCAGUACCCAAACACUAUUUGGCCAGGCUUUGCACCAUUUGGCUAUUUGUUUUCAGAACCACACUCACGCCACCAGCCCGGUUGGACCUAUGGAUAUUCCGAUAUUCUUGAUUUUAUUUCCAGAAACAACUUCAUUCUUCAAAGUGGGGCUCCAAAAAGGGAUGUGGUAUUCUGGAGUAAGAAAACUCGUGAAGGGGAAAUCAUCACCCCUGUAUACAAUUACAAUGAUCUUGUCAAUGCUGGAUACGGUUAUGAAUACCUUUCUCCGGGUAACUUCAAGCUUCCUCAGGCGAUAGUUCGAGAUCGUGUUCUCGCACCUGAUGGCCCAGCAUACAAGCUAUUGAUUGUGCUUUCAACCGAGGUUCUUACAACAGAUGGUGUCGAAAGUCUUGCAAAAUACGCAGCACAAGGCUUACCCAUUGUGAUUUCUGGCGGGAUACCGAACCAAAUUGCAUCUUCUAAGGGUCUAUCAGAUGCACAACAAAAAUUAAAAUCGCUUGCAGCUCUUUCAAACGUUCACUUGGUUGCAGGCGGACCGCUGGCUUCUGUUAUUUCCUCGCUCGGUAUUCAGCCGCUCACGAAAGUGACUGCGGACCAACCAUGGUACACGUACUGGCGCGAAGUCAACAAAGGUCAAGAAGCGUACGGUGAUCAAAGGCCAGUCCUUGAAUACGAUUUGGGAAAGAAUUCCACAACCAUUCCACUCACUCUCGCAGCGCAUCAAUCUAUCAUUCUCGGUUUUCUGCGCGCCGAAGAGAAAUCAGAACGACGUUUAUAUGUAACUUCUGGACCUUCCCCAUCGCUCGAAUAUGUGUACGGCAAAUCUGGCAACCUUGUCGCCAAAGUGCCUUUCUCCAGCAGCGAUCUCGUAAUCAAGAAUUCCAAUGGCAGAACAAUCUGCAUAUCAGCCAAUGAAGUUGCCAAGUCAUUUGCUCUACAUAACUGGACACUUGUGGCUGAAAAAUGGGGUCCCCCCAGCAACUUCGACGACGCUUCGGCUACUUCCUCGAAAGUCAACGCUACCUAUAAGCUUCCGUCUCUUCUCUCCUGGCCUCUCAUUCCUGGCCUACAAAAUACUUCUGGUGUAGGGUAUUACAGCAACGAGUUCACAUGGUCUGACACUCGUGUGGGUGCAUUCAUUGACUUUGGCCGCGUUGUACAUACUUUGCGUGUUAGUGUCAACGGUAAUCAACUGCCACCACUAGAUGUUACACACGCAAAAGCGGAUAUUUCCCCUUAUUUGGUGAAGGGAAAAAAUGUAAUUAACGCUACCGUUUCAACAACGUUGAUAAACGGCCUUCGUCCAUAUUUGGAAAGACUUAAGACAAGUGGGACUGGACCUCAAAUUGGCACCCUGACUUUUGCAAAUGUUGAGGUUGAAACGGGGUUGUUGGGAGAGGUAGUGAUUACACCUUAUGAACGCAAGGAUGUACGGCCGUAA